This is a messenger RNA of Cygnus atratus (black swan), 1768 nucleotides long. RefSeq names its product protein phosphatase 1 regulatory subunit 16B (gene PPP1R16B). Gene Ontology annotation, cellular component: cytoplasm. The record is from RefSeq and is a predicted model, not a curated record. Gene Ontology annotation, biological process: establishment of endothelial barrier; regulation of sprouting angiogenesis. The transcript has 10 exons. Gene Ontology annotation, molecular function: enzyme inhibitor activity; protein phosphatase regulator activity; protein binding. The coding region runs from base 53 to 1768 and encodes 571 amino acids. Lineage: Eukaryota; Metazoa; Chordata; Aves; Anseriformes; Anatidae.
GACAUCAUUUCCAGCUGGGACGUCCUUCACCUCCUCUUUCCCGGCAGAGGCGAUGGAUGCCCACGUGGACCUCCUGACAGAGCUGCAGCUGCUGGACAAGGUGCCCACGCUGGAGAGGCUGCGGGCAGCCCAGAAGCGGAGGGCUCAGCAGCUGAAGAAGUGGGCACAGUAUGAGAAGGAGAUGCAGCACAAGAAGCGGAAGCAUGAAAAGAAGAGAAAUGCUGUUAACCAGAAGAAAGUAUCUUUUGAAGCCAGUGUUGCUCUGCUGGAGGCCUCUCUGAGGAAUGACUUGGAGGAAGUGUGCUACUUGCUGAAGAGCAACAUCAGCCCCGACCUGUGCAAUGAAGACGGACUAACCGCACUGCAUCAGUGCUGCAUAGACAACUACGAAGAGAUAGUCAAGCUUCUCCUCAACCACGGGGCCAACGUCAACGCCAAGGACAACGAGCUGUGGACUCCCUUGCACGCAGCAGCUACGUGUGGUCAUAUCAACCUGGUGAAGAUCCUCAUCCAGCAUGGAGCCGACUUGCUGGCAGUAAACGCGGAUGGCAACAUGCCGUACGACCUCUGUGAAGACGAGCCAACCCUGGAUGUCAUCGAGACUUGCAUGGCCUAUCAGGGAAUUACACAGGAAAAAAUCAAUGAGAUGCGGGCUGCCCCGGAGCAGGUCAUGAUCUGUGACAUUCAUGACAUACUUGCGACUGGACAAGACCUGAACAGGACUGAUGCCCAGGGUGCUACGCUGUUGCAUAUAGCCGCAGCCAAUGGGUAUCUGCAUGCAGCUGAAGUCCUUCUUGACCAGGGGGCAAGCCUGGAUGUUAAGGACUGGGACGGCUGGGAACCUCUUCAUGCUGCGGCCUUCUGGGGACAGAUGCAGAUGGCUGAGUUGCUUGUGUCCCAUGGGGCUAGCUUGAGUGCCAGGACAUCUUUGGAUGAGAUGCCAAUAGAUCUCUGUGAAGAAGAGGAAUUCAAAGUCUUACUUCUGGAGCUGAAACACAAGCACGACGUGAUCAUGAAGUCGCAGAUGAGGCACAAAUCCUCCCUGAGCCGAAGGACCUCCAGCACCGGCAGCCGGGGGAAGGUGGUGAGGAGGGCCAGCCUGUCGGACCGCACAAACCUUUACAGGAAGGAGUGCGAGAAAGAGGCCAUCGUCUGGCAGCAGCUGGGGGCUGCAGAAGAAGGAAGGAAUUCAGGUCUCAUUGGAGAAAUGGGGGAGACUCGGUCUGACCAGGAGAAUACAGACCCCAAUUCAGUGCUGGAGAACUCCUCCCUCCUUCCAGAGUUAGCAAACAAGAGCACCCAGUGUGACUCUGAAAUCCCCCUCCAGAAUGGACUCAUGGCAUCGGCCAGCACUUACCAGUACACCUUCUCCAACGGGGACAUCUGGAGCAUGCACGCUGACCCCGACGGCAGCCCAGGCCACGUGCUGCCCUACGGCAACCCCGGGCUCCCCGACACGCAGCAGUUCUGGGGUGCCUACAAGGAGCACAGCCACCAGACGCUCUCUGAACUGAAGCGGCAGCGGGCUGCGGCCAAGCUCCUCAACCACCCCUUCCUCAGCACCCACUUCGGCAGCGGCAUGGGAGGAGUUGCCGAAAACGGGGGCGAGGCCAAGUCGCACCUAAUCGGAUCCAGGACUUCUCCCUACAGCUCCAAUGGGACCUCGGUGUAUUACACGGUGUCCAGUGGUGAGCCACCCCUCUUGAAAUUCAAAGCUCCCAUGGAGGAAAUGGAAGAGAAGGUGCAUGGGUGCUGCAGAAUUUCCUAG